AUGAUUGGAUCGAUGACUUGGAAGAGAACGUCAUGGUUUGUGAAGAAUCUUUUUGGCGGACUUCGCAGAGGAGGAAUUAACAAUCUUGAAAGAGAUCUACACGUAUCAAAUGAUAAAGAAGAGUUUAUAAAAGCGAUACAGAGUCUAGGAAAAAAUGAUUUGGAUCUGAAAAUACUAGAUGAGGAUCAACAUAAUUUACAACAAGAGAUUAAGUUUUGUUUUAUAGUUUAUAUGCUAGGAGUCAUGUGUACUAUUAUGUUAUUACUAAAGCUACGGGGAUGUAGAAUUGUCACCACCAACUUAGGCCAGUUCAUUGUUUUCAUGGAUUCUUUCGAAAAAUCUAUGAAUGUAGAGUCUGGUCGUUUUGAUCUUCAAACUUUGUCACAAAGCACAAGUCAAUCAUACAAUGCUUUCAUUCGGCAACAACAAAAUCGAAGGCAGACAGAUAGGAGAUAUCGAAAUGAAACUGUAAGUAUUGAUUAUCGUAAAAGAAUAAAUAAUCGUAUGUUAUCUACAAAUAAUACUUCUAAAGUUGAUUAUGUUCAUGAAUAUAUAAUACAUUCUGAGGCAUCUACUUCAAAUGAAGAAAUGAUAAAUAUUUUUUAUUCUAAAUUACAUGGAAGUUCUAAUUUGUUAAGUGUACAAGCAACUGCAUAUGUAUUACCAACUUGUGCUUAUUGUAAGCAUUGUGGUGCACGAAAAUUGUAUAGAGAGACUAAAAGUUUUUGUUGUUUUGAUGGAAAUGUGAAACUUUUUAUGCCCGAUUCACCGGAUGAAUUGUAUACUCUAUUUACGUCUAAAAAGCCUGUAUCUAUGGAAUUUAAAAAAUAUGCACGUUCAUAUAAUAACUACUUUGCGUUCACUUCAUUUGGUGUAACGUACGAUAAAGAACUUAUUAAAACAUACAAAGUAUCUACACAUUUAGAGUUUCGGGACAAAAAACCGUAUGAAAACUUCAGAACACCUGGUAGAAUCUAUUUUAUUUCUUCUAAUCGAAAUAUUGAAGGACUCGAUCAAAGAGUCUUUAAUACUCCGUCGGCAUCUCAAGUGGCUGCUAUAUGGGUUGAGGAUGAUGAAAAUGCAAAUAUUUGUGUUCGUGAUAUUACUAUAUAUGGUCAUUCUGGUUAUUCUCAUAGGGUUCAUUAUUAUUAUGGUUGCUAUGCUCCUCUACAAUAUCCUUUGCCCUUUUCAUUUGGUGAAUGUGGUUGGCACGAAGGCAUUCUAAGAUACGAACAAAUAUCUUCUCAAAUUGCACAGUUUGUGGACAAUGUUGCUGAUCCUAAUGUAAAAAAUUCGGCGGCUCAAAUUAUUGAAAAAGAGGCUGCAGGUUCGCUUAUAUACUUUCUUGUGUCUAUUAUAGUUUUACAAAUACUUUUUCAACAAUAUGUUGUGGAUAUGUAUGUUAAAAUAGAGACAUCCAUAUUAGAUUAUUUUCGUAGUAAUCAGAAACAAAUUCGUGCUGAACUUUAUCAAGGUAUCGUAGACAGUAUACAUAAUGGAGAAACAAGAGGGUACAAAAUUGGAAAGAAAGUUGUUUUACCACGAUCCUUUACAUGUGGACCUAGAGAUAUGCUAAGGAGGUACUUAGAUGUUAUGGCUCUUGUCCAACAAAUUAAGCAAGAAUUAAAACAUAAUGAUAAGGUUCAAAAUCGACCGGAUCUUAUUGUACGUGUAUUUAGAGCAAAAUUAGAAGAACUUAAAAAUGAUUUAUACAAGAGAAAUAUUUUUGGUUCUAUUAUAGCUCAUAUAUACGUGAUUGAAUUUCAAAAAAGAGGUCUCCCUCAUGCACAUCUGUUGUUGAUUUUUAACUGUGCUCAUAAAAUUUCUUCCACUAAACAAGUCGAUAAAAUAGUAUCUUGUGAAAUUUCUGAUAAAAAUAUACGUCCUUAUCUUCUUUCAAUUAUUGUAAAGCACAAUAUGCAUGGUCCAUAUGGAAAUCUAAAUCCUAAAAACACAUGCAUGGAAAAAAAUAGUUGUUGUAAAAAUAAAUAUCCAAAGGAUUAUUGUAAUAGUACUAUAUUUGGAGAUAAUUUGUACUCACUGUAUAGACGGCGUAAUAAUGGUAUUUAUGUUAAAGUGAGAGGUAAAAUGUUAGACAAUCAAUGGGUUGUGCCAUAUAAUCCUUAUUUAAGUACAAAAUUCGACUGUCAUAUCAAUGUUGAAGUAUGUUCUUCUAUUAAAACUGUUAAAUAUUUAUACAAAUAUGUAUACAAAGAACAUGAUCUUAUUAAUUUUUUGGUCGACAAAAAUAACAUAGACAAAGACAUUGAUGAAAUUUCUACUUACCAAUCUGUUAGAUGGAUAUUUCCACCUGAAGCUAUGUGGAGGAUUUUUGCUUUCAAUUUAUCGAAAAUAUAUCUAGCUAUUUGUGAUUUACAACUUCAUAUUGAAGAUCAUCAAUGUGUAACUUAUAAAAAUACGGACAAUUUAUCUUCUGUUAUUGAGAAUGAAAAUACGAGAAAAACUAUGUUAACUGAGCAUAGUUUUUCUGAAAAGAAGCAAAUUGUUGUAGGACGAAUUGUCUCGGUAAAUUUAUCUGAAGGAGAACGAUAUUUUCUUCGUCUUCUUCUUAAUCAUAUUAGAGGUCCAACAUCAUUUGAUGAUUUAAAGACUUUCAAUGGGGUAAAUGUUGGUAUAUUUCGUGAAGCUGCGCUUCUCUAUGGUUUAUUAAACGGAGAUACUCGUUGUGAAGAAUGUUUAUCUGAAACUAUUAUUUACGAAAUGUCUUAUUCUUUAAGACGUCUUUUUGCUACGCUUCUUACAAUGUGCAAUCCAAAUAAUCAUAAGUUAUUGUGGGAUAAAUUUAAGCCUUAUAAGAUAGAUGAUUAUAUAAAUCAAAAUAUGCCUGCUGAAAUUGUUGAAGUAUGA
Messenger RNA from Olea europaea var. sylvestris, 2868 nucleotides. RefSeq lists its product as uncharacterized. The record is from RefSeq and is a predicted model, not a curated record. The transcript is spliced from 9 exons. Bases 1 to 2868 code for a protein of 955 amino acids. NCBI's taxonomy places the organism in Eukaryota, Viridiplantae, Streptophyta, Magnoliopsida, Lamiales, Oleaceae.